UCGUGGACAGUUUUCAGUCCUGGAAAAGGGGGAGGCUGUGCUUUUUCCCCUUAUCUCCUUAUCCCGAAGGCUCCAAAAACACAUGUAAUUUUUACAACCCAAAAACACAGAAAAUAGAGAAGAGCAUAAACAACAAGAAAGAGAGAGAGAGAGAGAGUGAGUGAGUGAGAGAGAUGUGGAAUGGAGAGGAAGAAUGGAAGGUGCCUGAAGUGCUGAAAUGCGAGGGAAUAAGGGAGCUUCAUGCAUGGAUGGAGGAGGAGUGGGACUCAGUGGAGAGAAGCUCUUGCCAGACGGCGGCGGGGAGGGCGCUGUGGAAGCACGUGAUCAAAGACCCGGUGGCGGAGAUAUUGGCCGGAGAGGCCCACCUAAAGACCCUGCAUGACAAGAUGAGGAGGGAUAAACAAAACAAUGCCCGCGAGAUAUCGGGUGUGGUGCUUGCGGUACGCACCCUCUGGUUCGAUUCCAAGCUCGAAGCUGCCAUCAAAUCCUUUGAUGGAGCUGAUUCACAAGUUGUUCUUUUAGGAGCAGGAAUGGAUGCAAGGGCAUACAGACUCAACUUCUUGAAGGACAGUAGGAUCUUCGAAGUCGAUCUCCCGAAACUCCUCGACACCAAGACGGCACUCAUAGACGCAGCCAUGAGGCAACAAAUGGAGCCGCCCCUCACCUUAAUGGCCAAGUCUAUGACCAGAGUGGCGGCAGACAUCCGAGAGAAAGAUUGGCUCGAAAAACUCCAAAGAUGUGGUUUCAUCCCUCAGAUGAAGACUAUCUGGAUACUGGAAGGUAUCCUUUACUACCUGCACCACCUCCAGGCGUUGGAGGUCCUCCGCUCGAUCGGGGCCAAUUGUAGCCUCGCACACACUGUGUUACUUGCUGACUUCAUGAACAAGUCAUUAUCAGAGGAACCUAAGUACCACUUCUAUAGCGAUUGGCCCGAACACCUCCUCCCCACCCUUGGCUUCUCCCAUGUGAACCUCUCUCAGAUAGGGGACCCCGAUGCCCACUUUGGUCUGUUUCAUGACCCUCUCAAUCUCUUCAACAAAUUACGAUGCCUCCCUCGGUCUGUUCAGAUUCAUCCGGAAGACGGCACCCCUUGUCGCCGGCUCUACCUGGUCCAGGCCUCUGGCUCCCCCACAACCCAACAAAUAGAGUGAUGGUGAGAUUGGACAAGGGAGGGAACAUCAAAUUGUAUGUGCACAGAGAUCUAAUUGAGUACAAUCUCCACCAUCCAACAAUACUUAGGGACAUGAGACUUUGUGCUGAAUUUCUGCCAUCAGGAGGAUAUCUCAAUAAUUUUAGCACCAGAUGGAUGCUUGGUAAGAAAAUUUAGGAAUGAACAUGGAUAUGUUUUUUCUUUUUCUUUUGAAAGUUGGAAGUAAGAGACACUUUUUUCCAAUUGGAAGUAAGAGACGCUAUGCUUGUGAUUAA
Messenger RNA from Amborella trichopoda, 1425 nucleotides. Its product is annotated as Leucine carboxyl methyltransferase. Gene Ontology annotation, molecular function: methyltransferase activity. NCBI's taxonomy places the organism in Eukaryota, Viridiplantae, Streptophyta, Magnoliopsida, Amborellales, Amborellaceae. Gene Ontology annotation, biological process: methylation. The record is from RefSeq and is a predicted model, not a curated record.